AUGGCAUACGAUCCUGGCUAUAAUAUGACAUUAUGGAAUCCUGCAGUUGGAAAAUAUUACAAACUCAUUCCAAAUUCUCUUCUCAGUCAAAAGUAUUUUAAUCCUUUUUCGACAUCUCCAGUAUUUGGUUUUGCCUAUGAUUUUGUGGCCGAAGAUUACAAAGUUUUAUGUGUACAUCUGUACUUGAAAAACGAUAGUCUAAGACAUCCACGUUACUUUGUUGAAGUAUACUUGGUUAAAAAUCAAUGUUGGAGAACAAUUCACAAUAUUUUUCCUGGUCCCUCUGAUCCUUUGCCACCGCACAUAUACCAUGAUCAAGUUUCAUUAAACGGUGUUAUUCACAGAAUAGCAUAUAACUGGACAAUACACAUGAUUAUAUCUUUCCAUCUAGCAGACGAAAAAUUUAUUGUAACGCCAGUGCCAAGUACAUGUGGGAUAAAACCGACAUUAUAUGCAUUGGGUGAUCGCGUCUGUGUUCUGGCAACUGUUGGUGAGGAAAUUUUGAUUUGGUCGCCGGAGAAAGAUAGUAAAACUGUCUGGAAUUGUAUCAACAAGUUCCCUACUUUAGUUUCACUUAUUGGAAAGCCUAGUCAUUCGCAGGUGACACAAGUUGGGGACUUUAUUGCAAAGAAGGCUUUGUAUGUGGAAAGUUUAGUUUCCUUGAAGAUUCCGUGGGAUUAA
Messenger RNA from Solanum verrucosum, 681 nucleotides. RefSeq lists its product as uncharacterized. NCBI's taxonomy places the organism in Eukaryota, Viridiplantae, Streptophyta, Magnoliopsida, Solanales, Solanaceae. Bases 1 to 681 code for a protein of 226 amino acids. The transcript has 2 exons. The record is from RefSeq and is a predicted model, not a curated record.